UUCAGCCGGAGUGAAGAGUCUGGAGGACAGCUAAGGUAUCCAGGAGACACACCGCAGGACAGCAUUUCCGGUCAAUCGCCAGUUGCGAAGCAUAAAGACAAGCUCUGUAGACGGUCUGCCCUGUCCUGUGCGACAACCACACUCGUCUUCCUCUCUCGUGCUCUGGUCACCUCACCUGUGCGUCGUCACCAUGGCUCCCACACUGACCACCGCGUUCGCGCGCCGCUGGUGGAUGGCCAUCACGGCCAUCAUUGAGAACCUGCUCUUCUCCGCCGUGCUACUGGGGUGGGGCUCUCUGCUCAUCAUGCUCAAGUCCGAGGGCUUCUACUCCUACAUGUGCACCGAGCCUGCCAACACCUCCUCGCUGCUGAACCUAACGCUGAGUCCCAAGGGCCCGGUGGUGUCCCAGGAGGAUGACGACGACGUGUACGACUACUACUCGGAGGGUGGCGUAGAGGUGCGGCCGCUGCACCCCCCGGAGGAGAGCAUGCGCAUGGGCAGCAAGGGCUGGCUGGUGUGCAAGGACCAGGACGAGAUGCUGAACCUGGCCUUCACCGUGGGCUCCUUCCUGCUCAGCGCCAUCACGCUGCCCCUGGGUAUCGUCAUGGACAAGUACGGGCCCCGCAAACUCAGGCUGCUCGGCAGUGCCUGCUUUGCAUUCUCCUGCCUGCUGAUCGCCUAUGGAGCCUACAAUCCCGAUGAGCUCUCUGUCCUCAUCUUCGUGGCCCUGACCUUCAACGGCUUUGGAGGAAUGUGCAUGACCUUCACCUCUCUGACCCUGCCAAACAUGUUUGGAGACCUCCGCUCCACCUUCAUCGCCCUGAUGAUUGGCUCAUACGCCUCCUCUGCCGUCACCUUCCCUGGUGUUAAGGUGAUCUAUGACUUAGGGAUUGACUUCAUCACGAUCCUGGUUGUGUGGGCCGCCUGCGCUGGUCUCGUCUUCUUCAACUGCUUCUUCAACUGGCCCCUGGAGCCUUUCCCUCCCCCGGAGAACAUGGACUACAGUGUGAAGAUCAAGUUCAGCUGGCUGGGCUUCGACCACAAGAUCACCGGGCAGCAGUUCUACCAGCAGGUGACGACGGUGGGGAAACGCCUGAGUGCGGGCAACUCCCUCAAGCAGAAGGACCUGUCCACCAAGGAGGGCCACAAGCUCUGCCUGUCCACCAUGGACCUGGAGCUCAAGGGCAAACCACAGGAAGAGGCCCAGUCCUUCAUGAAGAGCAUCCUGACUCCGCUGUUCAUGCUGUCCCUGGUCACCAUGUGUGUCACCCAGCUGCGCCUCAUCUUCUACAUGGGGGCCAUGAACAACAUCCUGGAGGUGCUCAGUGGCGGAGACAUGGACACAGUGGGUCUCUACACCUCCAUCUUCGGCGUCAUGCAGCUGCUGUGCUUGAUGACGACGCCUGUGAUUGGUCAGAUCAUGGACUGGAAGCUGAAAGAGUGUGAGGACGGAGAGAGCGAGGAGAAGACCCAACUCAGCAAGGACCAGCCCCAGCCCAAGAAGCGAGACAGACAGAUCCAGAAGAUCACCAAUGCCACACGGGCCUUCUUCCUCACCAACAUCCUAUUGGUCGGCUUCGGAGUCACCUGUCUCAUCCCCAACCUGCCUCUACAGAUGCUGUCUUUCCUCCUGCACACCAUCGUCAGAGGAUUCGUCCAUUCUGCCAUUGGUGGUCUCUAUGCAGCUGUGUACCCGUCGUCCCAGUUCGGCAGCCUGACGGGCAUGCAGUCUCUGGUGAGCGCCCUGUUUGCCCUGCUGCAGCAGCCCCUCUUCAUGGCCAUGAUGGGACCCCUGGAGGGAGACCCCCUCUGGGUGAACGUGGGUCUGUUGGGAGUUAGCAUGGCAGGCUUCAUGCUGCCCCUGUACCUGAUCUACUUCAAGAGCCAGCUGCAUAAGAAGAGGAAGGAGAAGGAAGGUCAGGCCAAGGUCUACGUCAAGAUCAACGGCAGCAACGUUCCCGAGGCCUUUGUGUAGACCUGACCUCAGCUGGAUAUUGGGGCACACACACCCUCAGGCCCAAAAAAAUAACACAGACGUGGAAAAUCCAGUUUCAGAAAGUAUAAAUGUACAGUAUGAAUGUCCGCAAACAUUGUCCCAAAAACAAUGUCUCAAAAACCAAUUUUCGGGAAUCUACCGAUCCUUAGGUAGGUGAGAGAUUAUGGUUGAAAUCAGUUGUGUUGGGAUUAUAGGCCCGUAAUACAUGGCAGGACAUUCACUUUCUGAAUCUGGUUUGUCCACCUCUGGUGGUCAUAAAAGAUAAAACCUAUGAAAACUAAUGUGGGAUGUACUUGUAGGUGGAGAGGGUGAGAGGAGAGGAAAAAAAGAGGGAGCAGAGAGAUAUGGUCUGUCAUUCAGUUGCAGACAAUUCCUCACUUCUCUGAAGACCAUUCAGAUUUUUCUUGUUAUUUAUUAUACUGCGCGGUUAUCAGAUGAGGAUUUUAUCAGUCGUCACCGUAACUUUCCUUAUUCACUCUAUCCGGUUUUACUCGUCCUUGGUGGCAUAGACUAUGCAGUAUAGCUGUAAGUGGCAUUAGACCCAUAAUGUCCACCUAUUUUCAUGACAAGGUAACACACAACGUGAACAGCUGUUUCCUCGGGAACAUUGUCGAGUGUGCGUUGGCCGUUGCUGUCUAAGCAUUCUUUGUGUUGAGCAGGUUAUGAGAUGGAAAGGUUGGGGAUAUUUGUUUUGAAAAACGGACUGGUUUUAUUUAAUUUAUUUUAGUUUUAACAUAGGCCUGUGGAUGUCAAUGAAAUAUGCAGUAUUUGUGAUUUGUCACAUUUAGACAUGUAAAGCCACUCUUAUGUAGGCUAUUUAAUUAAUUGUAAAUAUUUUUUAAUGAAAAAAGUUUGUGUGGACAGAAUAUUCAUACGUAAAAGUGGCUUUACUCCGUUGAUGUCUGUUUUAUCUUUAAGCCUAUUUCAUUUUUGGCCAAUGUGUGCCAAACAGUUAAACAGCACUUUGGACUUUAAGUCUUUCUCCCCUCUCCGUCAAUUCAUCAUGAAGUAUGACAUUGUAUAUACCAUUCAAUGGAUGCUUUCUCUUCAUACGUAGGCUAUAUCUAAAAUGUGUAUUAAGAUAUGACUGCUAACAUCUUUUACGAAAUACAUUGUAUCAAUGGCAGCCAAGGUUCCCUAAAAAAAAGAAGAGACUGGAUAAAAAAGCUUGUAUGUACGAAACAUACUUUUUAACAGCAGAGGGAAAUGUGACGAUGAAAAGUUGUGUAGGCUGCUUUACUGCUUGUGAUGGGUAGGCUAUUGCCUCACAUUGUGUAUUUAUUUGAUUUUUAUUCCAUGACAUUUCUCAUGGGAAUCUUUGUUUUUAUGAAAUAUCUCACAGAAUUUCUUUAUAACAUGCUAUUUCUUGGUCUUGCAAAACAGAUAUUUCUAUUUGUUGUUUAGAGAGGCAUUAUUAUUGAGUGUGAGUAAUAAAUUAUUGUCUUA
Molecule: messenger RNA, 3442 nt
Organism: Engraulis encrasicolus (European anchovy)
Lineage: Eukaryota; Metazoa; Chordata; Actinopteri; Clupeiformes; Engraulidae
Gene: slc43a2b
Product: solute carrier family 43 member 2b
Exons: 14
Coding region: 191-1975 (594 amino acids)
Biological process (GO): transmembrane transport; neutral amino acid transport
Molecular function (GO): neutral L-amino acid transmembrane transporter activity; L-amino acid transmembrane transporter activity
Source: RefSeq, a predicted model, not a curated record